AUUUCCUUCACAAUCGGCUGCCAUCCGAGGAGCUGAGGAAGCCUAGCGCUCUCAGGAGCAUUCAUUUGAGCUGGCGUAGGGGUAAGGGGCACAACAGGGAGGUUGGUGGUGAGGAAGUUCCUUUCUUUGAUCUUCGGAAAUCCCUUGUUCUUGGUGGCCCCUCCAAAGCCGCGAGUAGCCAGAGCUCACCACCCGGGAGUUUGCUCCUUUCCAAGUGCAGCGUUUGGAGACAAACGAGUUGUGGUUUGGCGGUCUGAGACUGGGAAAUCGCCGAACGUUUUCAGAUUUUGCACCCACGUUUCCACAGCACGCCUGCACUCAGAAUGGUCCAACGUUUGACAUACCGACGUAGGCUUUCCUACAAUACAGCCUCUAACAAAACUAGGCUGUCCCGAACCCCUGGUAAUAGAAUUGUUUACCUUUAUACCAAGAAGGUUGGGAAAGCACCAAAAUCUGCAUGUGGUGUGUGCCCAGGCAGACUUCGAGGGGUUCGUGCUGUAAGACCUAAAGUUCUUAUGAGAUUGUCCAAAACAAAGAAACAUGUCAGCAGGGCCUAUGGUGGUUCCAUGUGUGCUAAAUGUGUUCGUGACAGGAUCAAGCGUGCUUUCCUUAUCGAGGAGCAGAAAAUCGUUGUGAAAGUGUUGAAGGCACAAGCACAGAGUCAAAAAGCUAAAUAAAAAAAUGAAACUUUUUUGAGUAAUAAAAAUGAAAAGACUUGCUGUCCAAUAGUACAAGUUGGUGUGUUGGAGCUACCUCACCUCAGCUUGCGAGAGCCAGUUGUGGGCAUCUCUUUCCAGCUUUGCAUCCAAUGACGUCUGGUUGGCACCUUGAGACUGUUACGGUGAGAGUAUUAACACCUCAGCAAAUGCUACAAAAUCCUGUUUUCCCCCAGAGAGCUGGAGGUUAAAUACUACCAGCACAUCCCUAGAUAUUACUCAAGUUAUAGUCUGUGAUCACAACUACUAUAGUAUGCUCUUGGUACCAGGAGCUCUGAUAUAUAUCUGGUACAUGUUUGAUAAUGACUUGUACUGUACAAAUUUUUGUGGUAAGUACUUAUUAAUACUGUGAUUCUGUAAAGAGUUUGGGGUUUGAUUUUAUAAAAUCCAAAACAAGCCUUUGACUGAAUCCAGUUCUCUGUGUGACCAGUUCUCCGCAUGAAUGGAAGGGAAAAGAAUUAAAAAUCUUGCAAAGGG
Mandrillus leucophaeus (drill) is the source of this 1193-nucleotide messenger RNA. It is a transcript of the gene RPL34, whose product is annotated as ribosomal protein L34. The record is from RefSeq and is a predicted model, not a curated record. Bases 324 to 677 code for a protein of 117 amino acids. The transcript is spliced from 6 exons. Gene Ontology annotation, molecular function: structural constituent of ribosome. Lineage: Eukaryota; Metazoa; Chordata; Mammalia; Primates; Cercopithecidae. Gene Ontology annotation, cellular component: ribosome. Gene Ontology annotation, biological process: translation.